AUGGAGCUGCAGCUAGUGUCCAAGUCCAGCGCCACGGCUGAUCAUCUUGAAGACCAACAAACCCCUCAUCGGUCUGUCGCCUCAAAGAAGCAAGAUGCGCACGAAGCAGCAUUGAGAGACGCCGACGUCGAGAUCCAUGUCACAAAACCUACCUACCUUGCCGGUUUCUUCCUAGGGUUUACUCUCCAGCCAUCUCUUACCUUCACUUGUCUAUUUGUGUUCUCGGUCAUCGUCCCAAUAGCAAUGGAGCUACAAGGAUCCACUUACAAUUCCAACUGGCUGGCAUCGAGCCGGUCUCUCGCCGUAAGCAUUGCCUUUGCACUUGCGAGACAGAUGAGCGACUACUUCGGGCGGAGAUACCUCUUGAUGUUUGGUCAGGGUCUCUUAGUGUUGGGCCAUAUCGUUGGUGCCACAGCCCAGAGCCUCGAGCAAUGUAUCGCGGCCAUGGUGAUCUUGGGGUUUGGCACAGGAACCACAUUCAUCCUCUACCCCGGAAUAUCAGAAAUACUUCCCAACAAAUACCGACCGUAUGGCUUGGCCUGGACUGAGCUCAACCUGCUUCCAUUCACAACGUUGGCGCCACUGAUCGCCAGGGAGUUCGUCGCUCGAGCAACCUGGAGAUGGAUUUUCUACCUUGGGAUUAUCACCGGGGUUAUCUCAUUGGCAGGUACUGGCGUCUUCUACUUUCCUCCAGCUCGGCCCAUUAGGGAGUAUUCGCGCAGGCAAAUUCUGGCUCAACUAGACUAUAUCGGACUGUUCUUCUACGUUUCAGGACUGACUCUCUUCCUUCUUGGCCUUGGUUGA
Messenger RNA from Cladophialophora psammophila CBS 110553, 804 nucleotides. RefSeq lists its product as uncharacterized. The record is from RefSeq and is a predicted model, not a curated record. The transcript has a single exon. Gene Ontology annotation, molecular function: transmembrane transporter activity. Gene Ontology annotation, biological process: transmembrane transport. The coding region runs from base 1 to 804 and encodes 267 amino acids. NCBI's taxonomy places the organism in Eukaryota, Fungi, Ascomycota, Eurotiomycetes, Chaetothyriales, Herpotrichiellaceae.